Messenger RNA from Durusdinium trenchii, 930 nucleotides. NCBI's taxonomy places the organism in Eukaryota, Dinophyceae, Suessiales, Symbiodiniaceae. The record is from the annotation of a GenBank genome assembly.
GGGAGAGAGGCAAAGCAGCAGCUAUCGCAAGAACAGCAGAUAUUGUUUUUGCUUCAUAAUUAGAAUUGUCUUCCAUUUUGCUGCAAUGCCAGCUGCGCUGUCCAAACACAUGACAUUCGAACAAGAUGGAGCAGACUGGAGCGAAGGUCACGAUGCAGCCAAAGAGCCUCAUCCAGGACUGCUCACCAAACCCUUGCCAUGCGGUUUAAGCGCCGCUGAGCUUUGCUGCUUUUGCUUCCAGGUGCUCCGAGCUCACUUGGAAAGCCUGCCACUUCCACGCUUCCCGGCGGAUCCCGGAUUCAAGGCUCCCUUAUUUGUGACAUGGUUGAAGCCUCGUCAAAGUGGCACCAAUGCUACGAGCACGUCCCAGCUGGAACUGCGCGGCUGCAUCGGGUGCCUCGAGCCCAUUCACUUCCACAGCGGCCUGACGGAAUAUGCAAUACGCAGUUCCAUGAAGGACAGAAGGUUUCCACCUGUGAGACUGGACGAAGUACCUUCACUGACGUGCAGAAUCUCCAUCCUUCAUCAAUUUGAGCCCUGCGCUCAUGCCUUCGACUGGCAAGUUGGCGUGCAUGGUGUGCUGCUCAAUUUCUCCGACUCGCAGGGAAGGCGUUUCUCGGCGACAUACUUGCCAGAGGUGGCCAAAGAGCACGGUAUGACCCGAGAAGUUGCCAUCCGCGAGCUUGUGGCCAAAUCUGGCUAUGCAGGCCCCUGCCAGGAAAUUCUGGACUUCUUGGAGGUCACCCGCUACCAAACGAUUGUGGAGAGUGUAUCCUAUCAAGACCUUGCCAGCUACGGCUUUGGCGGCCUGCCUCAUUUGAAUUCACCCUGAGGUGCAGGCCGUGAUGCUGAAGAGAGCUGCUGAAACAAGCUGCUUCUUGAUUCCCCAGCCAAAGGCUGCUUCUUCAUGUUGGGAAUUGUGCAGCUGUG